AUGACCCACCAGGGUGGCCGGAGUGGAGAGGAGUCCGUGGUGCCACUCGGACGCAGCGGAGAGGAGUUUCUGGUGCCGCCCGGAAGCAGCGGCGAGGAGUCUCUUGUGUCGCCCGGAGGCAGCGGAGAGGAGUCUCCGGUGCCAGACAGCGGCAGCGGAGAGGAGUCUCUGGUGCCACAAGGAAGCAGCGGAGAGGAGUCUCUGGUGCCACAAGGAAGCAGUGGAGAGGGGUCUCUGGUGCUGCCCGGAGGUGGCGGGAAGGAGUCUCUGGUGCCGCCAGGAGGCAGCAAAGAGGAGUCUCUGGUGCCACAAGGAAGCAGCGGAGAGGAGUCUCUGGUGCUGCCCGGAGGCAGCGGAGAGGAGUCUCUGGUGCUGCAAGGAAGCAAUGGAGAGGAGUCUCUGGUGCUGUCUGGAGGCAGCGGAGAAGAGUCUCUGGUGCCGCCCGGAGGCGACGGCGAGGAGUCCCUGGUGCCGGACGGUGGCAGCGGAGAGGAGUCUCUGGUGCUGCCCGGAGGCGGUGGCGAGGAGUCUCUGGUGCCGCCCGGAGGCGAUGGCGAGGAGUCCCUGGUGCCGGACGGCGGCAGCGGAGAGGAGUCUCUGGUGCUGCCCGGAGGCGGUGGCGAGGAGUCUCUGGUGCCAGAUGGAGGCAGUGGAGAGGAGUCUCUGGUGCUGCCCGGAGGCGGCGGGAAGGAGUCUUUGGUGCCAGACAGCGGCAGCGAAGAGGAGUCUCUGGUGCCGCAAGGAAGCAGCGGAGAGGAGUCUCUGGUGCUGUCCGGAGGCAGCGGAGAGUAG
Molecule: messenger RNA, 792 nt
Organism: Xiphophorus maculatus (southern platyfish)
Lineage: Eukaryota; Metazoa; Chordata; Actinopteri; Cyprinodontiformes; Poeciliidae
Product: S-antigen protein-like
Exons: 2
Coding region: 1-792 (263 amino acids)
Source: RefSeq, a predicted model, not a curated record